AGCUACGCCAUUCACGUACAUGUUACGUUAUUUUUGUGGCGGAACGGCCGCCGCCACUCUCCUCUGUACGCUUUAGUCGUUAGAGAGCCACCUCUUGGCAGCAGGUGAGGUCAAAUGCAGAGGAAAGGAGCGGAAGAGCUUUGCUGACAGGUGGAUUUAAACAUUUUAGCUACCAGGGAACAAAUGGACGACAACAAAACGGCACUGGUCGAGAGCCUCAUCAUAUGGCUGCAGACCUUUAACACUCCUGCACCCUGCAGAACAGUGGAGGAGCUGACCACUGGAGCGGCAAUAUCACAGGCACUGCAUAAGAUAGAUCCUGCGUGGUUCACUGAUGGCUGGCUCGGUCGUAUCAAAACAGAUGUUGAGGACAACUGGAGACUGAAGAUGAACAACCUGAAGAAGAUCCUACAGAUGGUGGUUGAUUAUUAUAAUGAGGUCUUAGGCCAGGAGAUCUCAGACUUCCCUUUGCCAGAUCUGGCACUGGUGGCUGAGCACUCAAACCCUGUGGAGCUGGGGAGGCUGCUGCAGCUCAUACUGGGCUGUGCUGUCAGAUGUGAGCGUAAACAAGAAUACAUUCAGAUCAUCAUGACUUUGGAAGAGUCUGUGCAGCAUGUUGUCAUGACAGCAAUCCAGGAGCUCAUGAGUAAAGAGACCAUGGCCCCAUUUGGAGCAGAGCUGUCAGGGGACUUGGAACAACAGUUAAAAAAAGCCCUCGAGGACCUGACUGAACUUUUAGCAGAGAAGGAGGCAUUAGCCCAACGCUGUCAAGAGCUGGACAUACAGGUGGCUGUUCUUCAAGAGGAACGAAACAGCUUAUUGGCUGAGAAUGACGUCCUAACUGACCGGGCCAAUCAGCUCGACACAUUCGAUGACCCUAGCACACCCUCAGGAAGAAAACACAGCCAGCUACAGCAACAGCUGGAGACACUGCAGGAGGAGAACUUCAGGCUGGAGGCUGCUAAGGAUGACUACCGGAUCCACUGUGAAGAGUUGGAGAAGCAGCUGAUUGAGGUUCAGCACCGUAAUGAUGAGCUCACCAGCCUGGCAGAAGAAUCUCGAGCACUCAAAGAUGAACUGGACGUUCUCAGGAACUGCUCAGAUCGAGUGGUGAUGCUGGAGGCCUCAGUGGAAACGUACAAGCGUAAACUGGAGAAUCUGGGCGAUCUGAAGAGGCAGAUGAAGCUGCUGGAGGAGAAUAACAUGACCUACAUGCACAACACUGUCAGCUUGGAGGAAGAGCUACGCAAGGCCAACGCUGCCCGCGCGCAGCUCGAGACAUACAAGAGACAGGUCCAGGAGCUACACAGGAAGUUGUCUGAGGAGACGAGGCGAGCAGAUAACCUCGACUUUGAGAUGAAGAAGUUGGAGGAGAAGCAUGAAGCUGUGAUGAAAGAGAGAGAGAGGAUCAUCAUCGAAAGAGAUUCUCUGAAGGAGAUCAAUGAGGAACUACGAUGCACUCAGGCUCAACAACACCAGCUCUCCCAAGCCGGGAUGCUUUCCUCUGGCAGCCCCAGCCAUGAUAACCUGGCAGCUGAAUUAAUACCCAUUGAGUACAGAGAAAAGUUCAUUAGGCUGCAGCAUGAGAAUAAGAUGCUGAGAGUGCAGCAGGAGGAAUGUGAGCGGGAGAAGAUCGCUGCUCUGCAGGCUCAGCUGGAGGAGGCACACAAGACACGCAGUGAACUGGACACUGAGAACAGAUUGAGCCGAGAGCAGGUCAGCGAGCUGCAGCAGCAGGUGGAGGACCUCCAGAAGGCUCUGCAGAGUCAGGCAGCCAAACCUGAUGAUUCAAACCUGAAGCGGAAACUUGACGCACACAUGGUGCAGCUGAAUGAGGCUCAGGAUGAAAUCAUGAAGAAGAAAGAGUUGCUGGAAGACCUUCAGCCUGACAACACUCAGACCUCCUUGAAGGUGGAUGAGCUGAUGGCCGCUCUGAAGAAGAAGGAUGAUGACAUGCGGGCAAUGGAAGAGAGGUACAAAAUGUACCUAGAGAAAGCUCGCAAUGUGAUCCGGGCGCUGGACCCUAAAUUGAAUCCAGCCACUGCUGAGAUCCAGGCUCUGAGGAACCAGCUGGCAGACCGGGACAAGCAGAUUCUCAGCCUGGAACGUCAAUGUGAGCAGGCCAGGCUGAGAGAGUAUGAGGAGAAGCUCAUUGUCACAGCGUGGUAUAACAAGAGUCUGAACUUUCAGAAGCUGGCGAUUGAAUCACGCCUCGGUGGCCGCACUUCCUCCGUGCUGUCCCCUGGCCAGUCCUUCUUGUCUCAGCAGAGGCAAGUCUCAAACGCCCCACGUCGGGCGCUUUCCAUCAGUGUGCCUGCCACUACCUCCAAAUAAGCCUCAUUAUGGAGCCAAAUGUCUCACUGUUAUUCAGUGAAGGGAAAAAAAUACCCUCCCACAAGUGAGCACUCAAGUGGCCUUAAACGCAUCUGCUCUCAGCGCUCGGGGAGGGGGGUCACAGAUGAGCUGAUUGGUAACAAUGAGCACCUACUUAUCAAACAUGGCCCGGCUAGUCACCCACCUGCAGUUAGAACAUCCCACAACACACUGGUUACAAGCUGACCUUGCAUAGAGCGUUUACCCACAACCUGUGUUCACCUCACUAGCUAAAGUAGCACACAUGGUCCCUACCAUAGACUUAGAGCAUACUUCAUACUGCUCUGUGCUUUUGCUUUAUCGAUCGCAGUCUCAUUUGAACACUUGCUAUCAUCAAUUUAGCCUUCACUCUCUUAUAUCCUGUCAUACUUGGUCAGGAAUGAAAGAAAUGUACAUGACCACUUAAUGAUUUUAUUCAGAAUUGGAGCCUGUAGAAUAUAUGAAUGUGAUAUUUUUUUUAAGGGUUACUUGAAUGUUAAUGCCAACUUAAUGUAACUUCAGAUGAUGAUUGUUGACGUAUGUACAAUUGAACCAUUAUACUAUGCAGUGAAGGAGGUACGGUUUGUCAUCCAGCAGACUGAUAAAAACACAAAUAUGCUUUAGAUGUCUUUAGGAAAAUGAUUGCUAUAUUUGGUGCUGGCCACCAACUGCUUUUAGGCAUCAAACAUCAGGCACUUAAUUUUUUUUUUUUUUACUCAAAUGGAACAAGCCCAUCAUUUAAAGCUGUGAAAAUCCUACAAGUCAUAUUAACUGAUCAACCUCUGAGGUGCUGCAACGACAAAUCUUACAAAAAUAAAUCCAGGACUAGUGUAUUUCCUAAAGUGUGAUUUGAGUUUCUUACUGGCAGCAUGCUCUGAAUGAAAACUGGCAGGACUUUCUAUUCACUGAAUCUUAUUUAGUGGUGAAUAAUCAAGACUAUAAUCUAUGAAGUUGUACAGCUGUAAUGUAAAAAUGAUUUUAACACCAGCUUUUGAUCCAAAUGUUGGGACCAGGUUCAGCAGUCAUACAGUACCUGCAAAUUGUAACUUGAGAAUUUUGAUUACUGUAGUCAAUAAUGUAUUUAAUCAUGUUUUCAGGCUAUGUAGUUGAGAGUGAGGAGCGCUUUAGAAAAGUUGUUCUCUUUGAUAUUGUGGGAUAUUGGCUGUCUGAUUUCAUUGAGUCUUAAAUAUCACUAGUUUCACAAUAUGAAAUGGCUCUUGUUUGCUUUGUUACUCUGUUUGCAAUAACACUAAAUGGGCAUUCUGUCAUCAUGGUUUUGCCAUUUGUGAUCUACAGACAUGUGUCAAAGCGCUUUUAUUUUACUUUGCAGUGGAUGAUUCUUGUAGAUUGCUGAUUUAAAAGCAGUGUCAUUUAUUUAAAAAUAAGAAGUACGAUCAAUCGUAGCACAGCACAGAAUGUGUAGUGUCAUAUGUUUGUGUAUAAAUGAAGAAAAGUGAGAAAGGCAUUGUGAAUUUUCAGGAAUUGCGGAACUAAAAAAUGUCUUUGUUCUUUGGUUUUCUUGUGAAUAAAUAAAAAAAUAAAUCCUUUUUUUGAAAAAAAAGAAAAAAAAAGAAAUCUGUCUCACA
Lates calcarifer (barramundi perch) is the source of this 3938-nucleotide messenger RNA. RefSeq names its product hook microtubule-tethering protein 1 (gene hook1). Gene Ontology annotation, cellular component: cytoplasm; centrosome. Gene Ontology annotation, biological process: cytoplasmic microtubule organization; cytoskeleton-dependent intracellular transport. Lineage: Eukaryota; Metazoa; Chordata; Actinopteri; Centropomidae. Gene Ontology annotation, molecular function: microtubule binding; dynein light intermediate chain binding. The record is from RefSeq and is a predicted model, not a curated record.